UUAUCCGGAGAAACAGUUACAUUUUCGUCCAUAUUUAUCGUGUACGUUGCUGUGGAGUGUUGGAUUAUUUUGUCGUUUUGGUUAGCUUUUAUCUUUUCGCAUCGGAGAAUACAUAUUGUUCAAGCCAAGAAGCAAUCUUGUGUCGGGAUGGGAGACAAAGGAUUUUCAGUGCUUCGCCCGAUCUUCUGCUUUGCCUCCUUCCUUGUAACGCUGCACCUCGUUAAUGGAGACCUGAGUUAUUCUAUUCCCGAAGAGAUUAAACGCGAUUCUAUUAUUGGAAAUAUAGCCAAAGAUCUCGGCCUUGAUCUGAGGACAUUUUCUUCAAGAAAUGCCCGACUUGAUUUUGAAGGAACUCGGAAGCGUUACUGUGACAUUAAUCUGAGUACCGGGGAUUUGGUGACAUCGGAGAGAAUUGACAGAGAAAACCUUUGUGGCAAGAAACCCUCGUGUGUUGUGAAAGUAGAUCUGGUGUUAGAAAAUCCUUUGGAGCUUCAUCGACUGAGUCUUCAUAUUCAAGACGUAAACGACAACUCGCCAAAAUUUAGAGAACAUUUGCUUGAAAUGGAAAUAAGUGAGUCAGCUGAAAAAGGUAACCGCUUCUCUAUCGAGGAGGCCCAUGAUGCAGACAUAGGUCAAAAUGCUGUUCAAAGGUACAACCUUCAAAAGAAUGACAACUUUAUUCUUGCUGUUGACAGCAACAAAGUUGAACUCGUACUGGAGAAUAAACUUGAUCGAGAAAAACAGAAAGAGAUAAAUUUGCUCCUUACAGCUCUAGAUGGUGGCUCUCCUCAGAGAUCAGGUACAGUAGUCAUACAUGUCACUGUACUGGAUGCUAAUGAUAACGCCCCAGUGUUUAGCCAGGCCGUUUAUAAAGCCAGUCUGCCUGAAAACUCUCCUGUAGAUACAAUAGUGCUUCAUGUCAGUGCUACUGACGCAGAUGAAGGAGUGAAUGGAGAUGUAACAUACGAUUUUGGCCACAUAUCUGAUGACGAUGUAAAUGUUUUCUCAAUUGACCCUAAAACUGGAGAAAUUAGAGUAACUGGUGUUAUUGACUUUGAAGAAAGUAGUUCUUUUGAAAUGAGAAUACAAGCUAAAGAUGGUUUAGGUUUAACAUCUUAUGCCAAAGUGUUAAUAGAUGUUACUGAUAAGAAUGACAAUGCUCCAGUGAUAUAUCUGAAAUCACUGACUAACCCCAUACCUGAGAACGUGUCACCUGGUACAGAGGUGGGCAUCAUUAACGUGCAGGAUAGAGACUCUGAGAGUAACGGACAGGUCCGCUGCUCCAUUCAGCAAAACGUCCCUUUUAAGUUGGUUCCUUCUAUUAAAAACUAUUAUUCUCUGGUGACCACAGGACAACUGGACCGUGAACUAUUGUCUGAUUACAACAUUACAAUCAGUGCCACUGAUGAGGGCUCUCCACCUCUGUCCUCCUCUAAAACUGUUCAGUUAUCUGUAGCAGACAUCAACGACAACCCACCUGUUUUUGAGGAACAGUCCUACAGCGCAUAUGUGACUGAAAAUAACAAACCUGGCUCCACUUUAUGUUCCGUUACUGCUCGAGACCCCGACUGGAGACAAAACGGUACAGUGAUUUAUUCUCUGUUAUCCGGUGAGGUGAACGGUGCCCCGGUGUCCUCCUAUUUAUCUGUUAACGGAGACACGGGGAUGAUCCACGCUGUAAGGUCGUUUGAUUAUGAACAGUUCAGGAGUUUUAAAGUUCACGUGAUGGCCAGAGACAACGGUUCUCCUCCACUCAGCAGCAACGUGACCGUCAGUGUCCUCAUAUCGGAUGUGAACGACAACUCUCCUCAGAUACUGUACCCCGCCCCGGAGGGCAACUCGUUUAUGACAGAGCUGGUCCCCAAAGCUGCACACGGAGGCUCUCUGGUGUCCAAAGUGAUAGCGGUGGACGCGGACUCCGGACAGAACGCCUGGCUGUCCUAUCAUAUAGUGAAAUCCACUGAUCCGGGACUUUUCACUAUUGGUCUCCACAGCGGAGAGAUCAGGACACAGCGGGACAUUUCUGAAUCUGACAGCAUGAAGCAGAACCUUAUUGUGGCAGUGAAAGAUAACGGACAGCCCUCUCUCUCUGCCACGUGUUCCAUGUAUUUACUUAUUUCUGAUAACUUGGCUGAGGUGCCAGAACUGAAGGAUAUUUCUUAUGAUGAGAAGAAUUCCAAACUGACUUCUUAUCUGAUCAUCGCGCUGGUCUCUGUGUCCACCUUUUUUCUGACCUUCAUUAUCAUCAUCCUGGGUGUGAGGUUUUGUCGCAGGAGAAAGCCCAGACUGUUGUUUGACGGAGCAGUGGCCAUCCCCAGCGCGUAUCUCCCUCCAAAUUACGCAGAUGUUGACGGCACAGGAACUUUACGCAGCGCUUACAAUUAUGACGCAUACCUGACAACAGGUUCUAGAACCAGUGACUUUAAGUUUGUGACAUCUUACAACGACAACACACUUCCUGCUGACCAGACUCUGAAGAAAAGUCCAACAAAAUUCGCUGAUCUUUUUGGAGAGUCAGAUGGAUCUCCGGAGGAAGUCUUCAUGUAA
Molecule: messenger RNA, 2547 nt
Organism: Larimichthys crocea (large yellow croaker)
Lineage: Eukaryota; Metazoa; Chordata; Actinopteri; Sciaenidae
Product: protocadherin gamma-A12-like
Exons: 2
Coding region: 148-2547 (799 amino acids)
Biological process (GO): homophilic cell-cell adhesion
Cellular component (GO): plasma membrane
Molecular function (GO): calcium ion binding
Source: RefSeq, a predicted model, not a curated record